Ilyonectria robusta is the source of this 1194-nucleotide messenger RNA. RefSeq lists its product as uncharacterized. The annotation marks the transcript as partial. Lineage: Eukaryota; Fungi; Ascomycota; Sordariomycetes; Hypocreales; Nectriaceae. The transcript has a single exon. The record is from RefSeq and is a predicted model, not a curated record.
CUUGGCGCACGAGCACACGACCUGCUGGAACGAGUACGUGCACAUGGCUUCUUCUUCUUCUUCUUUCGCGGGGGGGGAGUGUUUCGGUCCGGAGGUUGGUGGUGUUGUUCGCGUCGUGCGGCGGGGGAAGUGCGUGUUGGGUCGUUUCGCUCACGUCGGCCGGCCGUAUAUCUAGGCAAGAUAUAUCUAGGCAAGACUGCCUGGUCACUGACUUGCGCCUGGUCUCUCGUCGUGCGGGCUUCGCUGUGUCGUCUCUCCCGUUGCUGGCGGCGUCGUAACAGAGACCCUCCGCGACACCUCUCUCGCUGGCUCGCACACAAGGUCAGACGCUCGGAAACGCAGCCCAGGCAGUGUAUAAGACGCGCCGCGCCUCACCAGAAAAACCAAAGUGCCGGCGUUACACGGGUCGUGCCUCACGGUGCGAGCAUCCCGUCCCCCAUCUCCGAGGCUGACCCGCAGAGCCUUUCUCCAGGCUUCGAGAUGACGGGGGGGCGGGGGGGCGCCGCGGGUUUUGUUUGCGUCGCUUCUGUGGCAUCCCGCGCGUUGUCUUCCGCCCGCGCACAAUGCGGCCGCCCGCGAGACGGAGCCGGCACUAGAGGUACGAGCGAGGACGGCGACACAGUGGGUUUCGGUCCGAGGCUGCGUGGAGCCGUACGAAAUAGAUUGAGUGUUGGCGAGGGAGCAAACGUGUACCGUCUUGGCGGGAGGGCGUUGGUCUCAUGGCUGGUCUCAUGGCGCGCAACACCACGUUCGACCAUCGUCAACGUUCCCAUCGGCAGACACAACCCGACUUACACGCUCACCUGCUCCUCCCACGACGAUGCCACAUGCCACACCGAGACCAAGCACGGUCCAAGCCGCGGUCCAGCUUCCCCAGAUUUCCUCUCGCACCCCUGUCUUCGCUCCCCCUGUCGACUCUCCAGGUUCCCCUCCCCGGCCCAGCCCUACUGAUCGCUCUUGGCUGCGAAUGACGCGAUGCUGCAAGCGAAAGGGGACUUAUGCGAAGGCUUUUAUGGAGGGCAUGCACUCAUCUGGCGCAGUCCAUCCCUGGUUGAGCCGGAGCGAGAGCCGGAUCUAGAAUGGUUGCGGAGGCGAUGGCUGUGAGGUUACGGUUGUCGAUGUGACUUUGAUGCAGUCAUCGAACGGAGGGUUCAGUUCCGGAGAGAUGAAAGAAAUGAGGAAACAUGUGCAAAU